UCGCUUCCUCUCUUUGUGCCAUGUCGAGUCGACGGGUCACAUACUAUUACGAUCGUACAGAGUCCACCUGCACGAUUGGCUCCGCUGAACCUGUUACUGCAGCCGAUGUCGGGGCGUAUUCCUUCGGAUACAACCAAUACAUGAAACCCCAUCGCGUCAAAAUAACGCACGACCUCGUUUCGGCGUAUGGGAUGCUGGAUAAACUGAACGUACUGAAACCGAAUCGCGCAGGGCCAGAGCCAUGACGCGUUUUCACACCGACGAGUACAUCCAGUUUCUCAACAAAGUGACACCGGAGACAUAUACGAAGCUGAGUUACAAUGGCUCACGCUUCCUGGUCGGCGACGACAAUCCACCGUUCGAGGGUCUCUUUGAAUUCAGUUCCAUCUCUGCAGGCGGGUCAAUCGCUGCCGCGGAACGACUGAACGACGGAGCGGCGGACAUCGCGAUUAAUUGGGCUGGGGGCCUGCACCACGCGAAGAAGAACGAGGCAUCCGGCUUCUGCUACGUCAACGACAUUGUUCUCUGCAUUCUCGAGCUCCUUCGGAGUCUCCCCCGCGUGCUGUACAUCGACAUCGACUGCCACCACGGUGACGGCGUCGAGGAGGCGUUCUACACCACGGACCGGGUGAUGACAUGCAGCUUCCACAAGUUCGGUGCCUUCUUCCCCGGGAGCGGUACCCAGGAGGAUCAAGGUCGCGGCUAUGGCAAAGGCUAUGCGGUGAACGUUCCGCUGAAGGAUGGGAUAACGGACGAAGCGUACAAGAGCGUGUUUCAGCCGGUUAUCGCUAAGAUCAUGGAGGUGUUCCGCCCUUCCGCGGUGGUCCUCCAGUGCGGGGCAGAUUCCCUCGCUGGGGACAAGCUCGGCUGCUUCAAUCUGACGAUGCACGGACACGCGGCCUGUGUGCAGUUCCUACGGCAGCAGAACGUCCCGCUCGUCCUGCUGGGCGGUGGCGGAUACACCGUGAAGAAUGUUGCGCGGGCCUGGACGUACGAAACCGCCUGUGCGAUUGGGAUGGAGGCGGAAGUCGACCCACUCCUGCCGUACACGGAAUACUUUGACUGGUUCGGGCCGCGGUUCAGGCUGGAGGUGCCGGCGAGCAACAUGGACGACGUGAAUGUGCUGGACGGCUCGCUUAAUGUGGUCAGGUAAGUUUUCGUGCCGCUUUUGUCUCAGUGCAUCGGCGAAACGUUGUCCACAGGGAGAAAGCUCUGCGACAGCUGGCCCAGCUACCCCAUGCACCGUCUGUCGGCCUCCAAGAUGUCCCCUCUGAAUCGGUCGCAGAGCAUCUGAGACGGGGAUGGACUACGAUGAGCUAGAUAUGGAAUUAGCGCAACACAUCCGGUAUAUCAGCCACAUGCAGGACGAGGAUUCUGAGACCGAAUCCGAGGACUCGGAGAACGAGUCGCUCCCGCCUCGGAAACGACCGCUCAUGAGCAUCAUGACGAACGAAUACUACAUGCCGCCCUCGGCUCCGGACCCGACGCGCAAGUUCUUCACGGGACUGAAUCCGUUUCGCGCGGACCGGGAGAACGUGCUGGUCCAUGCUAGAGACGAUGCGAGGCUACGGAUGCUGUGAUCUAUCUGCUACCUGUUUUCUUAUCUUGUACUCCUUUGUAGUCGAUAGACGUGAUGUAUGAUGCACUUGCGCUUGAAAAACUUGGAUUGUUGCAGUUCGAUUUGGGGUUCUGGUCUUGGGCAUGGAACUGCGUAAGAAGCGUAGGAGCUUGAUAGAAAUGUCCAGCUAGAAGGAACAGAUGGA
Molecule: messenger RNA, 1763 nt
Organism: Mycena citricolor
Lineage: Eukaryota; Fungi; Basidiomycota; Agaricomycetes; Agaricales; Mycenaceae
Source: the annotation of a GenBank genome assembly